AUGAGCUCGUUCCGGAGUGAAAAUGAGAAGGAUAAUCUGCGCGAACAUGCUGUGGCAAUGAUGUCAGGGAACGACAAAGUCCGAAUUGCGCCCGCGGAAACUACCGGCGAAAACGAUUUCAAAUAUGAACAAUGGCCGAACGUGUGUGCAGUUGUGGUUGACAAGGGUAGCGGACGCGGUUAUGCGCAGAUAACUGGCGGUGGUGAAGAGGUGCAUGCUAUCUACACUGGCCGUGGAGAGACCGGCUAUGUCUUAGCAAACAUAUCCCCUGGUCAGUCAUGCAUGCUGUAUGGUAACCCCACCGUGUUGUACAUCUAUCCUUGUUCCUGA
Molecule: messenger RNA, 330 nt
Organism: Penicillium antarcticum
Lineage: Eukaryota; Fungi; Ascomycota; Eurotiomycetes; Eurotiales; Aspergillaceae
Exons: 2
Coding region: 1-330 (109 amino acids)
Source: RefSeq, a predicted model, not a curated record